Oryza brachyantha (malo sina) is the source of this 2426-nucleotide messenger RNA. Its product is annotated as phosphatidylinositol 4-kinase gamma 8-like. The transcript has 2 exons. Lineage: Eukaryota; Viridiplantae; Streptophyta; Magnoliopsida; Poales; Poaceae. The record is from RefSeq and is a predicted model, not a curated record. Bases 641 to 2101 code for a protein of 486 amino acids.
AUCUAUAUAUGCGUCAAUGGCGUCGUCCCUACUGGAGCGGGUGCAAAAAAUAGGCAGCUGUUGCGAUCGACUUCCUCGAGUUGUCUCUUUCUUCUCCUUCCCCGGCAGGGCAAGGCAAGGCCACGCCGCGCGCGGAGGGAAGGGGAAGAUUAGAAGGCGCGCGCGGGGAGGACGACGUACCGCCACCCAAGGCUUUGCUGGCUGGCUAACCAUAGCUGAUUGAAUUUUAGCGGGUCAAACUUAUCUCGAGGAGUGGAGGCGGCGGCGGCGGUGGUGGGUGGUGGUGGUGGUGGCGAUCUAGCGGACCGGAGGCCGGCCGGCGGGGUGGUCGCCGGCGAACCACGUUUACCCCUCUGUAGCCUGCCUUUGGUCUGUCGUCGUCUCGAUCUCCCGUAUUGGUGGUUCACUGCAAUGCCUUCGCCUGCAGCCCGUGCCCUCGCAGCGGAGUCUUCUUCUUCGUCGUCGUCGUCGUCGUCGCUGCACGGCUGUGGCGGGUGCUACUGACUCUUGGAUGUAGCUUGCCCGCCGUCGUCGAAAUGUUGCUGUAAGAAGCCGAGCUCACCAGCGAAGCCGGCCCUCGAUCGCCUCCGGUUACUGCCUCACCGCCGACGCGGGAGGUUGCGUCUCUUCGUCCGCCGGGAUGGCAAUCGCGGUCGGUCACUGCCACGAGCUGAGGCCCCCGGGCGUCGUCCGUGGCCGGUUCUGCCGCCUCCGCUCCGUCGCCCAGCUGGACCGACCGCUGCUCGACCAUGACCUGGACCGUCGAGAGCGCAGCAGGUUCGCCGGUUUGUCGCCGCGGCGGAGCCUCUCCUCGCCUUGCUUCACCACCGUCCCUCCCGCGGCCGACCGCGCCAAGUCCGCCGCCGACGAUGGGAAGGUGCCGCGCGUGGAGAUCGUCGCGGGCGGCCGCGCCCCCGGUGUGCACGAGCUCAUCAUGGAGGCCGCGGGUGCGAUCGCGACGGGGACGCGGCUCGUGCCAGCGCAGAGCGGCAUCGGGGGCGCGCUGCUGCUCGAGGACGACCGCUCCGGCGAGCACUUGGCGGUGAUCAAGCUACUCGACGACGCGCCCUCGCCGUCCCACGGUGGUGGCGGCUACGCGAGCAAGGCCGUGCUGCGGGAGGUGGCCGCCUUCCUCCUCGACCACGAUGGCUUCGCCCGCGUGGAGCCGACCGCCAUGAUCAAGAUAUCGCGCCCCUCCGUGCCGACAACGACGGCCUCGAUCCAGCGAUUCGCGGCACACGAGUACGACGCCGGCGAGCUUGGCCCGUCGCGGUUCUCCGUGGCGUCCGUGCACCACGUCGGCAUCCUCGACGUCCGCCUCCUCAACAUCGACCGCCACGCGGGCAACAUCCUCGUCAAGAAGCCGCUGGAGAGCGAGUCCGCCGGCAGCAGCAACGGCAACACGUCGACGCCGCUGGACCUCGUGCCGAUCGACCACGGGCUCUGCCUCCCGGAGCAGCUCGACGACCCGUACUUCGAGUGGCUGCACUGGCCGCAGUCGUCGCUGCCAUUCUCCGGCGUCGAGCUGGAGUACGUCGCGUCGCUGGACCCAUUCAGGGACGCCGCCAUGCUCCGCGCGGAGCUGCCGGCGCUGACGGAGGCGGCCACCCGGAUCCUCACUCUCUGCACCAUCUUCCUCCAGCGCGCGGCCGCCGCGGGGCUCUGCCUCGCCGACAUCGGCGACAUGAUGACCCGCGAGUUCUCGGCGAUGGAGGAGGGACUCAGCGCGCUCGAAUCCCUCUGCAAGAACGCCUACGACGCCUCCGCCUCCACAUCCCCUCGCAAGCAUCCCUACGACGACUCCGACGACGACGAGAGCACCCAGUUCGGCAUGGACGACGUGCCCGCCGCGGCCACCGCCGCCGGGCUGGCGCACUUCCUCCUCGGCGGAAGCGGCAUCGCGAAGAGCGUGAGCUUCUCGGCGGCGGAGCAGGGCGCCUCCGGGCGCGGCGGCGCGCGCAAGCGCAUAUCGUUCGAAGAGCUUACCGGCGAGGAGUGGGCGGCGUUCCUGGAUCGGUUCGAGCAGCUGCUGCCGGCGGCGCUCGAGGCCAAGAAACGCGCCGGGCUGAAGCUCACCUGCAGGCUGGGAACCUCCGUCUGAGAUCGAAUCUUGCCUCACCAUACCGUACUCCAUCCAUGUCGGAUUCGUCGUCGACGGAGCUAGAGAAGAAGAUGCACACAUGUCCGAGAAAUCCUGAAAGCCUAGCUCGUUGUACGUGGUAGGCAAGGGCGAUCGAGGCCAAUCCCGCCAUUGUCGUGCGAGAGCUUGAACCCUAAAAAUUUCAUGCUAUAGGGGAGCGCAGGAGCAGCUCUGGAAAUGGUACCAUGUUCCAAGGAAGCUGACUAGCAGUGCCAACGAUCCAAUAUAUGCAUCGAGCGAGCAACAAAUUAACAAAACGUUGCUCCAUUGUUGUAUUAUGAUACUA